This is a messenger RNA of Vicia villosa (hairy vetch), 950 nucleotides long. RefSeq names its product nifU-like protein 1, chloroplastic. Bases 76 to 726 code for a protein of 216 amino acids. Gene Ontology annotation, biological process: iron-sulfur cluster assembly. Gene Ontology annotation, cellular component: mitochondrion. NCBI's taxonomy places the organism in Eukaryota, Viridiplantae, Streptophyta, Magnoliopsida, Fabales, Fabaceae. The record is from RefSeq and is a predicted model, not a curated record. Gene Ontology annotation, molecular function: iron ion binding; iron-sulfur cluster binding. The transcript is spliced from 2 exons.
UUACAUCCACUCCAAAAAAAAUAUUGUCAUAAUUCAGUGUGCGUAUUACGCACCACAACUCCGGAAGCUCCUCCAAUGGCGACUCUAACCACAAUUUGUUCCAUAACAACAAAAUCAAGUUUCAGUAACCAACAAAAACAACACAACCACCACGCCAACAAUCUCAAUUUCACAAACCGAAAUCAUAACUCAAGAAAUUCAAACACAGUAAUCCGAUUAGCCUCUACCUCCAACCAGAACCCGCCAUCUCCGGGAUUAUACUCCGCCAAGAUAUUCGACCUCACCGCUUCAAACGUCGACCUUGUUCUCGAAGACGUUCGCCCUUACCUCAUCUCCGACGGAGGAAACGUCGAUGUCGUAUCCGUCGAAAACGGCGUCGUUUCUCUUAAGCUACAAGGAGCUUGCGAAAGUUGUCCUAGCUCAACCACAACGAUGAAGAUGGGAAUCGAACGCGUUCUUAAGGAAAAAUUCGGAGAUUCCAUCAAAGAUAUCGUUCAGGUUUUCGAUGAAGAUCAAUCAAAGGAAACAACCGUUGAGGCGGUGAAUAAUCAUUUGGAGAUAUUGAGACCGGCGAUAAAGAACUACGGCGGUAGCGUGGAGGUGUUAUCGGUUGAAGGUGGUGAUUGUGUUGUGGAGUAUGUUGGACCUGAGUCUAUUGGAUCAGGAGUAAAAGCUGCAAUCAAGGAGAAGUUUCCGGAUAUUCUCAAUGUUACAUUCUCCACCUAGGUUGCAAUGCUAUGAUUCCUCAUUCUUCAUUGCAAUUUUGUACUUUUUAAUGUUCACACAGCACUGUCUUUGUAAACUAGUUAAUUGAAAUGUGAUUACUUAUUCCUUCUGAAUAUGUAGUUGGAUAUAUGUGUAUGAUAAGGCCAUCAUUUGAUAAACUUAAACUUGAAGUAUCAUCUAAGCUGUUACAUUACACCUCAACUAUCAUUGUCUCUUUAUGUUCA